UGAAUGCAGUCGGAAGCUUGAAAAUGGUCGGAAGAAUGGAAAAAGCAAUUUUCCUAGUACUAAUACUUGAAAUAUUCUUUGUAGCCACAGCUACUACAGAAGAAACGUGUAAAUCCGAACGAGAAAUUGAAGAACAGUGCGGCCCUCAUACCUAUAAAACUGUGAAGCCAAUGCUCGAUUACUUUCGUCAAAUUAGAAAUGAGUUAGAACUAAGUGAAUUUAAGGAAAAGCAGCUAAGCGAGUUGAAUUCGAAUCUUAUGGACAAGUAUCAUGAAAUUGUAAAAUUGCAUGAAAAAGUUAUAAAGGAGGCAUCUCUAAUAGAUCAGUAUAAAAACCAAAUACAAAGUAAGGAAAAUGAAUUGCAACUAUAUAAAGAAAAAGUUGAUAAAUUAGAGUCUGAUAUUGAAUUACAAAAAAACACUAUUAAUGGAUUAACACCAAAUUCCAAACUUUUCGAACAUUUUGAUAAAUGCAAGGAAAAAUUAGUAGUUGAAUCAAAAAAUUUAGAAAUUUGCGAGGUUCAAUUGAAAAAAUUAAAUUCUAGUGUUAUUGAAAAGGAUGAAAAUAUUUCGGGAUAUAAUGCAAAAAUUCAAAACGUGACAGAAAAUCUUAAAAAAAUUGAAGUGCAAUUCGACGAGAGUCAAACAAAAUUAAAAAAUAAAGAAAAAGAUCAACAAGUAUGUCAAGGUGAGGUUGAUAAAUUAAAUGAAGCACUACAAAAUAGUAUUCCCUCUAGUUGUGUUCCAUUUGGACAAUAUCCUGGGUAUCGUGAAAUCAAAGUUUUAGGCAGUGGUAUCUUCAGUGUUCUCUGUGAUAGUCAGUUAGCUGGGCCUGGGUGGAUAGUAAUUCAACAGCGAGUUGGCGGAAACGAGAGUUUUGAUAGAGAUUGGGCUACCUACCGCAAAGGUUUCGGAUCCUUCGAUAAAGAUUUUUUCCUUGGUUUGGAAAAUAUCUAUCGACUCACAAACUCGCAGCGUUACGAGCUUUAUAUGCAUUUGGUUUUUUUAAAUGGUACUUCGAAAUAUGCGCGUUAUGACGAUUUUAAAAUAUCUGAUGAAAGCCAAGGAUAUGUACUGAGAAGUUUGGGUGAAUUCAAGGGAAGUGUUAACGUUGAUGCGAUGAGAUACAGUCAAAACCGUAAAUUCACUACACUCGACCGCGACAAUGAUGUAGCUUCUAGCAAUUGUGCGGUUGCUUACAAAAGUGGCUGGUGGCAUGGAGAUUGUUUUAAUAGCAACUUCAACGCAUUAUAUGGAAUCGAUUUCUUUUGGUAUAGAAAAUUCAAUCCACUUAAAGUAGCUAAGAUGCUGAUACGUCCAAACAAAUUAAUUUGAUACUUGAAGAUAAUUUACAAAUUGCAACUAACCAUGCAAGUUGCGAAUACAUUUAAUUUUUGA
Messenger RNA from Drosophila albomicans, 1397 nucleotides. RefSeq names its product fibrinogen-like protein 1. Lineage: Eukaryota; Metazoa; Arthropoda; Insecta; Diptera; Drosophilidae. The transcript is spliced from 3 exons. The record is from RefSeq and is a predicted model, not a curated record. Bases 24 to 1334 code for a protein of 436 amino acids.